UUUGAUACGAAAGAUUAAACGACGACAAAGUCUUAGCGAUGGCCCGUACAAAGCAGACCGCUCGUAAAUCCACCGGAGGAAAGGCUCCUCGUAAGCAGCUGGCUACCAAGGCAGCUCGGAAGAGUGCUCCGGCCACCGGUGGAGUUAAGAAGCCUCAUCGCUUCAGGCCAGGAACCGUAGCCCUGCGAGAAAUUCGUCGCUAUCAAAAGUCGACGGAGUUGCUGAUCCGGAAGUUGCCCUUCCAACGUCUCGUUCGAGAAAUUGCUCAGGACUUCAAGACGGAUCUGCGCUUCCAGAGCUCAGCCGUCAUGGCGCUCCAGGAGGCCAGUGAAUCCUAUCUGGUUGGACUGUUCGAAGAUACCAAUCUUUGCGCCAUCCAUGCCAAGCGUGUUACCAUUAUGCCCAAGGACAUCCAGCUGGCCCGGCGUAUUCGUGGCGAGCGGGCUUAAGACCGACGCUAGUGCCGAAUUCAGCGGGCAGGCCAUGUGACUGACUGGAAUUCCCUUAUCUAAACGGCCCUUUUCAGGGCCAA
Molecule: messenger RNA, 532 nt
Organism: Uranotaenia lowii
Lineage: Eukaryota; Metazoa; Arthropoda; Insecta; Diptera; Culicidae
Product: histone H3-like
Exons: 1
Coding region: 39-449 (136 amino acids)
Cellular component (GO): nucleosome
Molecular function (GO): DNA binding; structural constituent of chromatin; protein heterodimerization activity
Source: RefSeq, a predicted model, not a curated record